CUCACUAUACGCAACUUGACCAUCACCCCUCUGGAGCUGAAGCAAGUCGAACGCCUAGAUGCCCACUCGCACCUGCACAUACCAACGACAUUGCACAAGACUGCUUCACGCGGAGGGGAAGAGGAGUCCGCGUCGUCAGCGAGGCAGGAGAUUAAGGGGAUAGCCAUUCAGCCUUUCUCGGAAUGUCACACUCCCGUCUAUACGCCAGACCCUGCCCGCCAUGAACACCUCCGCCUCACAUUCGAGGACCCAGACAGCGGACACAGCUACAGCGCCGAAAUCCCGGCUUCAUCACGACGUAGCAUCAUCCUCAAAAGUCACCCCAAAGGCUCAGAGGAGGAAACCAAAGAAUUCACCGCCAUCUAUCUCCCCCAACAUGCCUAUCUAGCCGUCUUUAGCUCCGCCAACCUCUCCUCCUGGAUGGCCACGCUCGAUUCCUCCCUGCCCAUCUCCUCCCUCUCCAUCCCGGGCACCCACAACUCGCCGACCUGCCACGUCGCCCUCCCGUCCGUCCGCUGCCAAGCCGUAUCCGUCCUCGAGCAGCUCAACAACGGCGUGCGCUUCCUCGACGUGCGCGUCUCCUGCCCGACAUACACCCCGCCAAAGGCCAACCGCAGCAGCAACAACAACGACGACAGCAACAACGACAACAACCACGCCUCCAUACCCGAGCUCUCCCUCGUCCACUCGGCCUUCCCCGUCUCCCUCACGGGGGCCAAGUACCUCUCCGGCUUGCUCGCGACACUGUACAGCUUCCUUGCGGCGCACCCGACCGAGACGGUACUCGUCUCCAUCAAGCGCGAAGGGACCGGCCGGGGCAGCGACGCCGACCUCUCGCAGAUCCUUUACCACCACUACAUCGCGCCGCGGCGCCAGCACUGGUACACGUCGCCGCAGAUCCCGACGCUGGCCGGCUGCCGCGGCCGCGUCGUGCUGGUGCGGCGCUUCCGGCUGGCCGCGUCCGUGCCCGCGGCCGAGGGCGGCAUCGACGGCUCGGUCUGGCCGGACAACGUGGCCGACGGGACGUGCGGGAGCGGGACGAUCCGGAUCCAGGACUACUACGGCGUGGGCAGCGCCGCCGACAUCCAGCGGAAGGUGCAGUUCGCGCAGGAAGGGCUGGCGAGGGCCGCGCAGGGGGUGCAUGCGACGAGGCCCUCGGAGGUGCCUGCUGGAGGGCCGCAGAUGCCGCUGUUUAUCAACUUCUUGAGUGCGAGCAACUUCUUCAACGCUAGCUGCUGGCCGGAUCGGAUCGCCGCCAAGAUCAACCCUUCCAUGAUCGAGUAUUUGUGCAUGAGCCACGGGGCGCCUGGCAAGGGGCCUGGGCAGUUGGACAUUGGGGACGCGGCCACGGGAAUUGUGGUGACGGAUUGGGUCGGGCAUAACGGGGACUGGGACCUCAUACGCUGCAUUGUGGGAUGGAACGCCCGGUUGCAGCUCCGGCAAUAG
This is a messenger RNA of Thermothielavioides terrestris NRRL 8126, 1446 nucleotides long. RefSeq lists its product as uncharacterized. The annotation marks the transcript as partial. The transcript has a single exon. NCBI's taxonomy places the organism in Eukaryota, Fungi, Ascomycota, Sordariomycetes, Sordariales, Chaetomiaceae. Gene Ontology annotation, molecular function: phosphoric diester hydrolase activity. The record is from RefSeq and is a predicted model, not a curated record. Gene Ontology annotation, biological process: lipid metabolic process.